AUGGCAACGGCAAAGAUCACGUUGGCAGCAGACCUGGGCUCAAAGUCUCUACUUAUGUUCGACGACUUGGUUUCUCAGGGCAAGCUAUUCUACAGCGAAUCUAAAAGCGAGAUUGUAUCCCAUAACGAUUUUGAGUUCGAGUUCCGCAUCAGUCCAGCCUUGAAAAGAAAGCCAUACUUGGAGCGAGAUGACCCCAAACGUACAGCAGACAAGGGGCCAUUCCUGAACCCAGAUCCCGACUUCGUUGUUACGCAAGUAGGAUCUCAUCAUGCACUGAAGCUCAAUCUUUGCUGCAUGUAUCGGCCGGCAUUUGUCCUAUAUACCCGACUCUUUGAGCCUCAGACGCAAGACCUCAACAUGGUUGAUGUUGAGGCUGCUCGGGCUGUGAUGGAUGCACUCAAGCCAACUCUGGGGCCCCAAUUGAUGAUCUACAAUUGCGGCGUCGACGCCGGAUCAUCUCAGGGCCAUAAGCAUAUGCAGACUUUUCCUCAGCCGACUCACUUCUCGCUGUAUCCUCAGAAGGCGACGUCUGAAACCGGUAAGAUAUCACUGAUCCUAGUCGUUUCUCUCAAGAAGUAUUGA
Messenger RNA from Colletotrichum tamarilloi, 582 nucleotides. RefSeq lists its product as uncharacterized. The coding region runs from base 1 to 582 and encodes 193 amino acids. The record is from RefSeq and is a predicted model, not a curated record. NCBI's taxonomy places the organism in Eukaryota, Fungi, Ascomycota, Sordariomycetes, Glomerellales, Glomerellaceae. The transcript is spliced from 2 exons. Gene Ontology annotation, molecular function: ATP:ADP adenylyltransferase activity; ATP binding. Gene Ontology annotation, biological process: nucleotide metabolic process.